Messenger RNA from Phasianus colchicus (ring-necked pheasant), 1791 nucleotides. Lineage: Eukaryota; Metazoa; Chordata; Aves; Galliformes; Phasianidae. The record is from RefSeq and is a predicted model, not a curated record.
UCAUAGCUUCUAGAAUGCCUUUUAUCAGGAACGGAAAGAGGAGAAAUACAUGCUGAAGUGUGAAUUCCUGCACACCUUAUCAGGCUGCCAGCUGCAAUUCUUUCAUACUACCAUGUUCUCACUAAGGCCCACAAGCCCUGAACAGGCAGGGAAAUCACUGCUACCCUUACCAGUGCCAAAAAUUGUGAUUGUGGUCAAGUUAUUGCACCUUCUUCCUUCAUCCAGCAGCCUUCCUCUGAGCUGCAAGUACCAUGUUAUAAAGCAUAGAAGCCUUCCCCUUCUCUCCCAAUCCAUCUUGCUAUUAAAAGGGAAAAAUGGAACGCUGCAACAGACUGAAAACUCAAUCACUCACUUCCUCUGAGGUCCUCCUGGUAAACAGCCAUUUCUCCAGCUGCCAUUGGCCUCUUUUGGAACUGCAGCUCCUUGUUAACAAGGUUUUCACGUGCAACGCAUCUGACUGCCUUAAGAUUCAUGGGAGGUAAACACAAUGAUGACAAAAGGCUCUAUCACAGCCUUCCCCAGAGUAAAUAUCUCACACUAUAAAGAAGAGAGUUCCUGAACACCUCCAGGGAUGGUUGCUCCACCACCCCCGGGCAGAAAGACCCUCAUCAUUCUUUCUGAGCAGAAAUCGUUCCUAAUAUCCAACCUGAACCUCCUCUUGUACAACUUGAGGCCAUUGCCUCUCAGCCUAUCGCCGUGCCCGGGACAAGAGGCCGACCCCGCCUCGCCACAGCCUCCUGUCACGCAGCAGUAGGGAGCAGCAAGGUCCGCCCCGCGCCUCUUCUCUGCCUCACUGACGGCCUCAGAGCCCCGAGGCGCGCAGGGCGGCGCGCAGCCGCCAUCUUGCGCAGGGGCGCGCGCCCCUUCCUCACAGCCGCGCGGCCGAGCGCGCAGGCGCACCCCCUCCUCCCCGCACCGCGCCCGGGCGGUGCCGGCGCUCAGAGGCCGCCCCGCGGCGGAGCGGCGCGGGUAGCGGCUGGAGGCGGCAGCGGCGGCGGCAUGUCCUGAGGGGAGCGGCGGCGCGCAGCCCCCGCCACCACGGAGGGGUCGGUGGAGCAGCGGGCCAAGGGCCGGGCCCCCAUGAAGGAGAAGGAGGCCGGGGCGGAGCGGGGCAAGCCCGCCACUUACACCGGGGACAAGAAGGCUCGCAUGGCGGCCAAGACCAACAAGAAGUGGGUGCGCCUGGCCACCGUGCUGGCCUACGUGCUCUCCGUCUCGCUGGCCGCCAUCGUCCUCGCCGUCUACUACAGCCUCAUCUGGCAGCCGGUGCGCGGAGGCGGCGGCGGCGGCUCCUCGGCUUCUCCUCCGUCGCUUCCCGGCCCCGCCGCCAACUCCUCCUCGCAGCCCCGCAGCGCUCCGCCGCCGCGCUCCGCCGCCCCGCCGCCCCCCGGCCCCACGCCGCCGCCCGGGGGGAGCCCGGCCGGGACGGGCGGCGCGGAGCUCCCAGCGCCGCGCGGGGCCGGGGAGGGCCGCAGUGCGCCGUGAGGGUGUGGAGGCCCGGGGGCAGCGCCGGACGCUGAGCGGAGGGACGGGCUGUGUGUGACGGCGCUGUGGACUCUCGUCGCUGUGGGCUUCCGUGGCUUCGUUCUUCUCACUCCUCGCCCCCGAACCGCGGCCGGACUGCGCCCAUCCGAGGAGCUCGGUGUGCGGGACCGCCUGGGAGCGAUGCCGAUCCGUAGGCUGUAACCCGUUGUUUAAGUCCCGAAUUUUGUUUAGCCAUGAGCGUAAACUUAUUUAAACCAUGUGAGAGGUAAAUUGACUUGUUUACUAUAUUAAAAUAUUUUCCCAGUA